Molecule: messenger RNA, 750 nt
Organism: Necator americanus (New World hookworm)
Lineage: Eukaryota; Metazoa; Nematoda; Chromadorea; Rhabditida; Ancylostomatidae
Exons: 8
Coding region: 1-750 (249 amino acids)
Cellular component (GO): membrane
Source: RefSeq, a predicted model, not a curated record
AUGCUCGCGACACCACAUCUCCGUAAGCGACGUGAUUUUCAAGCUUCAGAGAUCCAUCGCGUUCCUCGAUGGACGUGUACAAUGAAACCGCAUGUGCUUCUACUUGUAGUAGCAUACCAGUUACAGGGUGUGUUACCACUGGCUGUUGCUAUCGAUCGAAUACUUGCAAUUAUGAUACCGACGAAGUACAUGCGGUUUAAUUUUCGAUACACUAUUAUUGUAGCAGCAGGCCCAUAUGUUUUUGUCGCUAUUGCUACUAUAAUUGAAAUACUUAUAUCGCGUCAAGAUGGCACAAAAGUGUCUUCAUUUUGUCUCACCGUUACCGCAGUAUCGCCAGGAUUUCACGACUAUACUCUUCUUUUAAGAAUAGUCUGUGUAUCUAUUUCGGCUCUUAUUUAUCUUGUUCUUAUUUCACGAUUGAACAAGCAUAUAGAGAAAGCACAAAUCAAUGGAGUUCAGAUUGGAUCACUUAGGCGAUCCACAAUCACAGUUGGACUAUCAACUGUUAAUGCAGUCAUAUUUCUUUUGAUACCAGACAUAAUUAAAUAUCUUGCAAUCUACAAUGACAGUCUCACUCAUAUCAUCAUUUUGUACUCUCUUUCAAUGACAAAUGUAGAUCUCAACGCCUUGAUAUUUGGUUUCCGCCAUAGGGAAAUAGCAACGAGUAUGAGACGAUUUUUCUGUACAAUUGUGAUAACAUCGACUGCAACGAAAAAGAGAAUCAUACCAAGAAGAGUCGCUGCAACAUGA